AGUAAAAGCGGCCCAAGCAUCAGCACCACUAAGCUUCACCUCCUCAUCAGCCGACAGCUACGGAGCCUUUAUGUGCUGCCCAGGCGGAGAAAAGCCACACGUCGACCUCACACACGGCUUCACGAUCACUAACGAGCUUCAGGUGUUCGACAUAACUGUGUGUGUGUGUGUGUGUGUGUGAGUGAGUUGGGGUUUUUUUUGUUGUUGCGGAGGACAAAAAUCCCGAGGCACUUUUUCCCCUCGAUCCGCGGAGCAGCACGUGAAGAGCGAGUCCUGUUUCCGAGCGCAGUGUGUGAUGAGCUGUGAAUAACGGAUCCACGCCGGGGUUUGGACUGACAAACUUUCUCCCGGUGAGAGGGAUGCUCUGUGCCCUAACUCCACUUUGGCCUUCUGAAGGAACUUGAUAUUAGUUUUUCAACCGGAUCGGACUUUUUUUUUCUGUGCUCAUUUUUCUAACUCUUGUUUCUCGCAGGUAGCCUUAUGUCAUCUUGUAUGUAAGCGUGUGUGUGUGCGUGUGCGUGUGUGUGCGUCUGUGUAGCUUAUAUUGAAGGCAUCAUCCUGAUUUAAACGUUUUGCCGAACAUGUCUGCUGGCGAUUUGCGCAGCGUUACGACACAACGCGACCACCAGAUAACGUUGAUGUAUUAUAAACUGCUUUGUGUGCGCUAAAUGACUGUUUUGCUGAUGAAUUACGAAUCUUCACCCUCCGCUAUAGGCUGUUCUAUAUCCGCUCAAAGUCUUGCACUGACUUACAUAAUCUCAUUCUAACUCUUUCCAUAGGGAACGGGAGUGUUCUUCUUCUAGCCUAUGAUUAACCCUGUUUCGUGCACUAUUUAACACGCUUUAUAAAAAAAAAAAAAUAAUGACAUUAGUCGCUGAUGAGAAACUCUUUCCCGUCUGAUAAUCGACACGCUGAAGUAUGGACUUCUAAACUUCCCAGUCAACUCUAGGAACAAUCUGUAGGCAACAUUAAAACCUUAAACACGGACCUUGAGGACUGUGCACGGGAAAGAACGACACUUUUGGCACUUCUGACUGAGUCGAGAGAACGCACAGCCGCCCAGAUGCAGUUUCGACUCUUCUCCUUUGCUCUGAUCGUGUUGAACUGCAUGGACUACAGUCACUGUCAGACGCAGGCGCAUCGCUGGAGAAGGAACAAAAGAGCUAGCUAUGUUUAUCCACCCUGCAAAGGCUGCUCAGUGUGUUCGAAGGAUAAUGGGUGUAUGACGUGCCAGCCCAAGCUCUUCCUUUUCCUGAGGAGGGAGAGGAUGAGGCAGUAUGGCGAGUGUCUUCAUGUCUGCCCCUCUGGCUACUACGGCACCCGUGGGCCGGAGAUCAACAUGUGCUCAAGAUGUAGGAUAGAUAACUGUGAGACCUGCUUCAGCAAAGAGCAUUGUACAAAGUGCAAGCCUGGAUUUUACUUGCACAAAACCCGCUGCUAUGAGAAGUGUCCAGAGGGCUUUGCUCCACUGGAUGACAGCAUGGAGUGUGGAGAGGGCUGUGAGGUGGGUCAGUGGAGUGAUUGGGGGACGUGCACCAGGAGAAACAAAACAUGUGGCUUCAAGUGGGGAUUGGAGACUCGCACACGACACAUUGUGAAGAAACCACCAAGGGAUACGAUACCGUGCCCUACAAUUGCUGAGUCCAGAAGGUGCAAAAUGCCUAUGCGACACUGCAGGAAAGGGGGAUCGGGGAAGCACAAGCCCAAAGAUCAGAAGAAGAAGUCCAACAAGCAGAGGCUGCGUUUCCGGGCUCAGAACCACCACAGUGACCACCUGGCCUCAUUGAGGGCCAGCCAGUAAAGACUGAGAUUUCCACAUGGAACGAAGAUCAGAAAGCUGCUACCCGCUGCUCAACACACACUCGUACAUGCACACGCACACCCACACACCCACACACACACUCACUCACUCACACACACACAGACACACACACACAAACACGAAUGCAGUUCCUCAUAGUCUCUUAAGCUGUAAACACACAUUCACACAUGCGCUGUGUAUUCGUACCUCCUGCUGCUUCCAUUGUGCCGGUGCCCCAACGCGUGACCCUUCUCAACAUCAUCGAGCCGUACAGCAGCUGUUGAUACCCAGUCUGAGCUGAAAGAUGAGGAAAACAGAGCUGAACGAGGACUGAAGGAGUCAUGGACUUUAAGGUUGGAGGAUGAGCAAUGAGCAAGUGAGAGAGAGAGAAAGAGAGAGAGAGCAGGAGGAGAAAUGAUAGAAGGAGGGUGGAUGGAGAGAAUAAUGUGUUGAGAAGAAAGAGACUUGUCUAUAUUUAUGUAAAACAAUGUGCGCAUUGAUGGAGGCAGAGUGUGCCAUGUAAUGCCUUUUCGGUUGUCUCUGUACAUUUUUGAGAGUAAUCCAGUAUAAUGUGUAGUUGCAAAGUAUUUUAUUCUCGGCACAAGAUGUUUACGUCCAGACUGCUUUAUGCUCUAACUGUAUAUUGUGGAUAAUAAAAAUUUAGUUGUUCACCUAGCAUGGCCACAAGCUCAUGUGUACAUAGUUGGUGAGUUUAUCUAAUGAUAUUACUAAAAAAAACAUUACUGUAUUUUCAGUAUUGAACUCCUUCCCCAUUAAAAUGUGUUAGUAAAAGGUUAUAAUACCAGCUACAGAUUUAAGAUAAAAAAUAAACAAAAAAUACGUAAAUAAAACAUAGCCUUCACAUAGCUAUUACAUUUAUAUGGUAUAUAAUUGAUUUAUUUAUUGAUUUUGAUUUUGUACUUUUGUUUGUGUUUUCCGUGACAGUUUUGUCUUUGUAUCUGUUACUACUCUGUGCUGAAAUAUUCUUUGAACACUUAUAACAAUACAGAUAUCUCCACCAGUGAAACCAGUUUCUGUCAGAUGUGUCUAAUAACUGUUCUUUAGAAGAACUUUCCUUGCUUUAAGCUUUAAACUGACCCAUAAUAGAGCAGCUGAAAUAUUAUAGGCAAUGGAAUGACAAUGUAUAUAUGAUGUUCUAUUAAAAAUGCAAUUCAUGCCA
This is a messenger RNA of Tachysurus vachellii, 2981 nucleotides long. It is a transcript of the gene rspo2, whose product is annotated as R-spondin 2. Bases 1064 to 1801 code for a protein of 245 amino acids. Lineage: Eukaryota; Metazoa; Chordata; Actinopteri; Siluriformes; Bagridae. The transcript has 5 exons. The record is from RefSeq and is a predicted model, not a curated record.